Gasterosteus aculeatus aculeatus (three-spined stickleback) is the source of this 3178-nucleotide messenger RNA. RefSeq names its product EF-hand and coiled-coil domain-containing protein 1. The record is from RefSeq and is a predicted model, not a curated record. NCBI's taxonomy places the organism in Eukaryota, Metazoa, Chordata, Actinopteri, Perciformes, Gasterosteidae.
GUGUUUACCAGAAAGCCCUCAAACAAUCAACGUUCUGUUGCGUGCCGUGCAUGUCUGGAUUAUUGGAUAUAAGGACCAUGAGAAUAUGAGCCAGAUGUGAUUUGUAACUGUUGACAUGAGAUCCACUUGUUAUGCGAAACGCGCUCCCCGGUACAGUCACUCACACGCAUACGCGUGGUCAGAGUGCGCGCACGAAAGGGUGGAGUCGGUUCAGUGGGACUUUUUUUUUUCUACCCCGAGGGAAUCAUAUCUUGACUCAAUGCACCGGGAAAUAAUCCAAAGUGAGCUUUUGAACUGCGCCAAAGGCAAACCGGGGCUGUGGUUCAACCUCCGCCUGCGCACGGGAUCAUAUCCGGUGCUAUUCCCCGUGAUUUUGAUCACGGUGCGGUGAAAUCCAGAGGCAUAAACCCGGAUCAGUUCUCCGUGCCGUCAUGGAGCGCAGCGCUUUGGCCCCGCAGCGCGUCCAGCCCUGGCCGCGCGCGGCGCGUAAAAGCGAGUGGCUCCGGAGCGCUCUGGCCCACCACCACGGCCCCGAUCCCUGCGCGGAUAACGAGAUCGUGGUGCUGGCCACAGGGGUGGACCAAUACCUGCAGGAGGUCUUCCACCACCUGGCCCAUCCCAGCCAGGAGGACUCGGUGUCGGCGGAGGAUUUCACCGCAUUGUGCGCCGUGCUGGGACUCGCCGCAGCGGAGAAAGCACACGGGACGACAAAGGGGGGAGACGCGGGUGGGGCAAAGGGCGAGGACGACGAAGAGUUUGGGGACGCGUGCUCCGCGCUGCCCUGCCGGCUGUCCUUUAAAGACUUCCACUCGAGGCUCUGCGGGUACUUCCGCGUGCGCAGCGCGCGAGAAAGGGCCACCGGGGCGGGCGCCGUGCGCCUGCCCGUCACCGAGGACACGGAGCUGGUGGAGAGACAGAUCCGGCUCCGGUGGCCCCGCGUCAGGCGGAGAAAAUGUGUGAGUUUUGAUCUGGCGAGGGAUCCGAGCGGAACCGUUCACCGGCCGGUCAAAGGUCGAGCCGCAGUGGACCGCGAGCCAGACGAGGUGGCCGCUCUGAGGGAGCUGGUGGAGGACCUCCGCUCGGCGCUGCAGGGGAGCGACGCGCGCUGCCUGGCCCUGGAGGUGGCGCUCCGGCGGGAGAGGAGCCGCGCUCCCCCGCCGCGCACCAGCUUCCAACGCCCAGCUCCGAGCCCCACAACCUCCAUCGCCCUCGCGCGUGGCAAACUGGUGCCCACGCGCAGGAUCAAAGGGCACUGUAGCGGCGCCGCGGGGGACGCGCCGAGGAGACGGGACAUCCGGGACCCCCUGGAGAGGGAGCUGAAGCUGAUCCGCUCCUCGCGCGACGGGCAGCUGGAGGAGGCCAUGAAGUUCAACCAGCGGCUGGAGGAGGAGGUGCGCUGGGCGCACCAGGAGGUGCGCAAGCUGCACGCGGCGGAGCUGGCGCUGAGGAAGGAGAACGCUCACAUCAGGCGGCGGGCGGAGGAGGCCAGGGAGGCGCUGAGCUUGGGGCUUCAGAGGGUUCGGAUGAUGCAGGAGGAGGCUCAGUCUGUGCCGCAGCUCCAGUGCAAGAUCACCCAGCUGGAGGCUGAAUUACACCAGUACCGAUCCCGAUGCACCUGCAUCGCGGACCCCGCCCACCAAGAAACGUACCCGCUGGGGGCGGCAGACGCCUGCAGCAGGACAGAGUGCCUGCAGCGAGCGGUGGAAGGGAGAGCUGCCUCCGAUGAAGAGGAGGAGGACCGAGGGACGCGGUGCUGCCCGGUGGAGGUGGAGAAGCACCGCCCGCUCGGCCGGGCCGGAGGAAACCCCGUCAGCAGGGGGCGCUGCAGCUGGAGGGGACAAACCCAAGAGCAGCUGGAAAAAGAAGAGAAGCCCGAGGGAGAGGAGGACAAGACGAGGCCGGAGGAGAGAGAGACGACCCGUCUGUCUCUGCUGGAGGACAAACUCACGGAUGCCCUCAAACUGCUGCUGCACCUACGCAACAAGAACGUGUCCCGCCGGGUCCUGGGGAGGAUCGUCAUGGACACUCUGGAUGUGUGCAGCAGGAGUGGAGAUGGUCCAUCUCAGGUGCUGCAGGUAGCGGACGCCCUCUGCGUCCGGCUGUCCUCCAGGGAUCUCCUUGGAAACGGAGGGGAGGACGAAGGAGGAGAGAGCAGAGAGCCCCUGGUUCUUCCUUCGGGGUGUAAGACGAGCAGCGGCAACCCUCUGCUCAUCCCUUGCUAGACCAACUCUUGUGUUCUAUGUAUUUAAAGGCUUUAUUUACACUUUGGGUUCUUUUCUUUAUUUGAUGUCAAUUCGAAAAAAUUCAAUGUACAUCACAAUACUUUAUCUUACCAUUGAACUUGGUUUCACUGUAAUGAUUUGUGUGUCCUUUAGCGGAUACGUUUAACUGCAGCAGCUUUUAAGUUUGUGUGAAAACUCCACAAUGCUUGUUACAAACUCUGGUUCAGUGAUUUGUAUUUUGUGUAUAGUUAUUAUGGUCCAUUAGGUUAUUUACUUGUUAGAGCAAGUUACUUCCCUGUGGGAACAGGUUAUUGUCUUGUGGAAACAUUACGAUAGAUUCCGCACUCUGUGAUUUGUGGCGUAGCAGCUACGAGACAUUAACACCAAACAUUGACCAUCGGAGAUCCAAGUUUAAUCUCUGUACUGGGAAAAGUCGAGCAGACUGGAGAUCUGUCAGAUCAUCGAGCUGAAAAAACCCCCCGACAACAAGACUGAGGAAUGGUAUGAAAUCAUAUAGUUCUUUAAUUCCAGCAAUUUACAAAGUCCUGCAGGGAGAGACUCUUCCUCCGGCCUCACAGAGGGCUUCUUUUUACAAGGUGGGCAGACCGAAUGCGCCUCGGCCUCCGGGAGACCGGGACCAGGUCCGAGACGGGUGGAGGUUUGGUGUCUGAAUCAAAAGGCUCCACCUUGAAGACGUUGUCCUUGGGAUUCAGAGGCUCGAGGGGUUUGAAGCACUUAUACUUUCAAAAGGCAGUAGGUGUUUAUUUCCUAUUCAUGUGGACAUUCUGUACUUUUUUUUUUUUCCCCUCCUGGCCUCCCGAGUCCUCAUUUGAACCCCCGGCUCGUCCUCCCCUCCACUGCUGCGUCAUAUAAAGUCAUUAUUACGUUACAAUCAUAAUCAACUGUACAUCUUUAGUUAAUCAAAGCUAAUUAAAGAGAUGCUACUCUGUGGCGAA